This is a messenger RNA of Yamadazyma tenuis ATCC 10573, 1893 nucleotides long. Its product is annotated as transcription factor TFIIIB subunit. Gene Ontology annotation, cellular component: transcription factor TFIIIB complex. Gene Ontology annotation, biological process: RNA polymerase III preinitiation complex assembly; transcription by RNA polymerase III. NCBI's taxonomy places the organism in Eukaryota, Fungi, Ascomycota, Pichiomycetes, Serinales, Debaryomycetaceae. The record is from RefSeq and is a predicted model, not a curated record. Gene Ontology annotation, molecular function: RNA polymerase III general transcription initiation factor activity; TFIIIC-class transcription factor complex binding.
AUGAGUAGUAUUGUGAAAAAGGCACAGACCCUGUUCACGCCUAAGUUCAAGAAGAAUGUCAACAGAAAGCGGCAGAGGACCUCCGAUGCAGAUACCUUGGUCACACCCCAAACCACCCAGCAGAGCCAAGAAGACCUGAUACCAGAUGCUGCUUCCCCCGAUAAACAAGCACCUUCUGUAACUCCAGAACCUUCCCAGGUAAGUUUCUACAGUUCCAGCAAGCUGGACAAGGUCGCUGAAGAAGAUGUGGAUCCACACGAUGCGACCCGGAAGAUCAGUAUUUCUGAGGAGGUCAUCACCAACGAAGGUGAAGAAGAUGAGGAGGAUUAUGGUGAUAAUGACAUUUUCAAGAAACCUCAAGAAGACCUCACCCGACGCAAGUCAUCCAUGUCACAGAGGCGAUUGUCAGGAAUCUCCAUCAGAAAAUCUGGUUCUCGGUCGGCGUCGAUCUCGAUUUCUGUCACUCCUAGAGGCUCCUUUGGCGAGUAUAACGAUAAAAUGCCAGCCCCCAUCCCUAUCGAGAUUCCAGUGACAAAGAACAAGCGAAGACGAUCUUCAGUAAUUAAGCCUUCCAAGCGGGUAUCAAUCUCUGACGGUCGAUCCAAGUCUGUAGGUGAAGGAGGUGAAGUACGUGAUAUUGAAGAGGAGGAUGAGGACGAUGCCAACGAGGAGAUGCUCCUAGUUGACGGAGUUGAAACGAGAGACACCGUCGUGGAGUACAAUGUGGACGACGAAAUUUCCAGAGACGAGUUGUAUGAGCAUGGGGAGUACCUUAUAUUUGCAGUCAACCCCAUCACGCUGAUAUUGAGCCAGUUCCGAACCGGGCCGUUGGAAGGUAAACUUGAGGGGCAUGACGAUAGAGACUAUCCUUUAGCACCCGAGACGGUGAGUAUGAAAAUCAGUUCAAUCAAGCAAAUCCCCAAACAUCUAAGGAAAAGGAAUAUUGGAUCUUUGGUCAAUAUCAAAAUCGACCUGGAAAAAAUGACCAUGGAAGACAUAUGCAACCCCUCCUUACCCGUAGGGGUAUUAUCGCACAACUUUCAGCUCGUACAGGAAGCCAAAAAGAGGACAUUGGAGGCACAAGCCUUCCGGAGAAAUGCUAGAAGAUAUGCCAAAUUGAAUCAAAUAUCGUAUGAGAAAGCCAUAGAGAUUUUGGAGAAGCAAGCCCGCAAGGCAGAACAAGAAAAUGGCACAGUAUCCAAAAAGGAAGAAGAUACCGAACAAGGAGUCAAGCCCGAUCCUGCAACCGAGCUUCCUUCUAUUCGUCAGACAACUGGACUUAAGUUGAACGUCAACCCCUCGGGAAAAAUUGACAUUGAUGCUGAGUCCACAGUGGUUCAGAGAGGCGCGCAGGACCUAGGCGAUAGACAGAGAGAGGAAACUAAUCCGUUUGAAAAACCAGUGAUCUCUAACACCUAUUCUAAGCGGAAGUACACCGAUAAAUGGGAACCCAACGAAGAGCAGAAGUUCUACGACGCCAUAAGUGUAUGGGGCACGGACUUUUCUAUCAUUAGCACGCUUUUUCCACACCGAACCCGCAAACAGAUCAAGGCCAAGUUCAAUAACGAAGAGAAACGUCGUCCUGAGCUUGUAGAUAUGGCCCUCAACCGACACGGAAAGGUUGAUUUGGAAAAGUUUGCUGCCGAGACCAGGAUGAAGCUUGAAACGAAGGCUCACUUCGAAGAAGCGCAACGGCAGAUCCGAGUGGAGAAUGACGCUCAGAAGAAGGAGAUUUUGAAAGAACGAGAAAGAGCUAUGCUUGAAGAUGCCGAGAAGAAUAGAAGAAAAGAGAUUGAACGGAAGUCGGGACAACGGCAACCGAUCCAACGACUUUCCAGAACCAAGCAAUUGCGGCAAAACGAAGAAGUGGUGGGGACCUUGGAAAAGAAGUAG